ACCCUCUCACACACACACACACACACACACACACACCCUCUCACUCACCCACACACACUCACUCCGACACACCCCCUCUCACUCUACCACACACACUCUCACAUACUCACGCGCACACACACGCACUCACACUGAGACACACAGACACAAGAGAAAACACAUUCUCCAGUUUCCAUCUGCUGACUGUGCGUCGUGUCAGCAUUAGUUUGCCGUUGGGGACGGUGAAUAGCCUCUGCGCUGGCCACUGGACAUUCAGGCCAGCACUCGAGUCACCAGGGGACUGAUUAAAUUGGCUGACGAUAGAAGUUGGCAAUGAAGUGCUGUCUGGUGCUGUGCAUUCUGGCCGUCUGCCCUGGUGUCCUCUCCUUCCAAAUCUGUUCCUUCAAUGCCAAGUGCCUGGGGCCUUCCAAAGCUGCAAAAUCCAGGGUGAUGGGGAUCAUCGUCAAGAUUGUGAGCCGCUGUGACAUUUGCCUGAUCAUGGAGGUUCGUGACACCAAGGGCAAAGUGACUGAAUCUCUCGUCGAAGAGCUGAACAGGUUCGACAGGACUCACAAGUACAGCUACAUAGCCAGCAAGAGGCUGGGUCACAGCCAUUACAAAGAACAGUAUGUCUUUGUCUACAGGUCAGACUCAGUCAUGAUUAUAGACAGUUACCAGUAUGAAGAUAACAAGAAUGGUAACCCAGAUGUCUUCGCUCGAGGCCCGUUCAGCACUUGGUUCCAUUCUCCACGAACUGCAAUCAAAGACUUUGUUCUGAUCGGGCUGCACACCGCCCCAGACAGCGCUGCGCAGGAGAUGGAGGAGCUUUACAAAGUCUUCCUGGAAGUUAGGAAGAAGUGGGGCAUCGAGGACGUGAUGUUGCUGGGGGAUCUGAAUGCAGGUCGCAGCUAUGUCUCACACAGCGACUGGGAAACCAUCCGACUGCGCACUGACCCCAGCUUCCACUGGCUAAUUGGUGAUGAGGAAGACACUACCAUCUCCAAGAGUACCCACUGCGCCUAUGACAGGAUGAUUGCACAUGGAUCCAAGUUUCACAGCACUAUUGUGCCUGGAUCAGCCAAAGCAUUCCAUUUCCAGGUGGAGUUUGGACUGUCUGAGGACGAGGCUGGAGCAGUGAGUGAGCACUACCCAGUGGAGGUGGAAAUUAAAGUGGAAAGAGACACCCACAGUGAACUCUGACCUUCACCCAGCAAGCAGCCCAGGCAUGCCCCACUUGGC
Messenger RNA from Stegostoma tigrinum, 1218 nucleotides. Its product is annotated as deoxyribonuclease gamma-like. Bases 313 to 1179 code for a protein of 288 amino acids. NCBI's taxonomy places the organism in Eukaryota, Metazoa, Chordata, Chondrichthyes, Orectolobiformes, Stegostomatidae. The record is from RefSeq and is a predicted model, not a curated record. The transcript is spliced from 9 exons. Gene Ontology annotation, cellular component: nucleus. Gene Ontology annotation, biological process: DNA catabolic process. Gene Ontology annotation, molecular function: DNA nuclease activity.